AAAACUUCAGAGGCAUUAGGAGAUGGCAGACGGUGAGGAUAUUCAGCCCCUUGUCUGUGAUAAUGGGACAGGAAUGGUUAAGGCUGGAUUUGCCGGAGAUGAUGCUCCCAGAGUUGUAUUCCCAAGCAUCGUUGGACGACCUCGUCACAACGGAGUGAUGGUGGGUAUGGGUCAGAAGGAUGCAUAUGUUGGUGAUGUGGCCCAAUCAAAGAGAGGUAUUUUGACUCUCAAGUACCCCAUUGAACAUGGAAUUGUUAGCAACUGGGAUGACAUGGAAAAAAUAUGGCAUCAUACCUUCUACAAUGAACUGCGUGUGGCUCCAGAAGAGCACCCAGUGCUCCUGACAGAAGCUCCUCUUAAUCCUAAGGCUAAUAGUGAGAAGAUGACGCAGAUCAUGUUUGAGACCUUUAACACCCCUCCCAUGUAUGUCGCUAUUCAGGCAGUUCUUUCCCUUUAUGCAGUGGGCGUACAACAGGAAUUGUUCUGGACUCUGGAGAUGGAGUCAGCCACACAGUUCCUAUCUAUGAAGGCUAUGCCCUUCCCCACGCAAUCCUACGUCUUGAUUUGGCCGGACGUGACCUCACUGACCACCUGAUGAAGAUUCUAACAGAGAGAUGCUACACUUUCACAACUACUGCAGAGCGUGAAAUUGUGAGGGAUGUGAAGGAGAAGCUAGCCUACAUUGCUCUUGACUAUGAGCAGGAACUAGAAACAUCAAAAACCAGUUCGGGUAUUGAAAAGUCAUAUGAGCUGCGCGAUGGGCAGGUGAUCACCAUCGGUAAUGAGAGGUUCCGUUGUCCGGAGGUUCUGUUCCAGCCAUCCAUGAUUGGGAUGGAAGCUGUUGGCAUUCAUGAAACCACCUACAAUUCCAUCAUGAAGUGUGAUAUAGAUAUUAGAAAGGAUCAUGAAGUGGGACCACUAUGUUCUCGGGCAUCGCUGACCGGAUGAGCAAGGAGAUCAAUGCAUUGGCUCCAAGUAGCAUGAAGAUCAAGGUGGUUGCUCCACCUGAGAGGAAGUACAGCGUGUGGAUUGGAGGAUCCAUUUUGGCCUCUCUAAGUACAUUCCAACAGAUGUGGAUCGCAAAGGCAGAGUAUGAUGAGUCAGGGCCCUCUAUUGUUCACAGAAAAUGCUUCUAAAUAGUAAAUACCCAUACCCCCCGCCCCUCUUGUUUUUCUCCCUGUUUUUUUUAUUUACUUCUAUGCAUUUUUUUUGGUGAUUUGAUAAGUGGACAUAGAAACAAGUCAUCCAAAGUGUUUAUUGUAAUUUAUUUUUCAUCUUUGUACAAGUCUACACGUGUUGUGUUCCUUUAGAUGUUAAUGUUAUCUCGAAAAAGGCUUUUUUGAC
Cuscuta epithymum is the source of this 1344-nucleotide messenger RNA. The record is from the annotation of a GenBank genome assembly. Lineage: Eukaryota; Viridiplantae; Streptophyta; Magnoliopsida; Solanales; Convolvulaceae.